GGCCCUUUGCUGCUAUGCUGAAAGUGACAUGGCCCUUGUCGUUUUUGGACGUACCGGUGGACUAGACCUGGCCGGCUGCAGGCUGCUUGUUUUGUGUUUCUCUUCGGCAGUCACGAACUGAGCCGCGAGGAUUCUGGCCACACCGCAACUGUUGCUGCUGUUGUAGGCUGAGCUAGCUGUGGAUACUGAAUGUUUCUGAGAGACUUUCGAACAGCUAAAAAUCAUGGACGGAGAGCGUGCACACUUGAUGCGUAAUGAUGGCGGAGAGGCGCUGAAGAGAAAACAACGCAGGGCUGGCCGAUGCAAUCGCCUCGUCUUGCUUGUCAUCCUGUUGCUAUGCGUUGUUGUGAUAGCCGUGCCUACUGCUGUUAUUCUCUCGAAGAAAGACGACGAAACUCCCACCAACCUACCCUCGGCUGUCAAGUCAGACAACAUCAGAAAACAUUUGCAGAUGUUUCAAGACAUUGCCAUCGCUAACAACAACUCCCUAACCGUACACAGCCGCUCUGUUCUGGACGGAUACAACGAGUCAGCAUUCUACGUCACGGAAGUCUUGGAAGCCAAGGGAUAUCAAGUCACUCAUCAAUAUUUUCAGCUGCCACUGAAUUACGAAUCGGACGGUAGCAGUCUGAGUACCAGUUUCCAGGACAUUGAGUUCAACUUUGUACAGGGCACCCAGUUCAACGUACUCCGCUACUCCGGUCACGGCACCAUUAACACUACUCUGUGGGUGAACACGGACGUGCAGGGAGGUUGUCGCAAUGACACGUUCACCGACAUCGCACCAGGACAGGUUGCACUUCUGACCUACGUCAGUCGUGAUAUCGCCAACUGCUCAUUCUACGACCUUGCGCUGAAUGCAUAUCAACACGGGGCUGGUGGUAUCAUCAUAGCUUACGGUCCUGCCUUUGCCUCGUCAGCACCAUCCAGGACCCGAAUUACGGGUCCCAACAUGCAGAUGGACGAGAUUAUCCCGUUGCCGAUGUUCAGUGUCUCAUACGCUGCUGGGGAGCAGCUCAAACAGAUGAACUCACAGGGAGCGCUGACGAUGAACGGCUUCUCCAACACCGAAGUGGUGCCCGCGUACACGUUCAACGUUCUGGCCACGCUGCCACGCGGCAACCCUGGCACUACCAUUGUCGUGGGCUCUCACCUGGACUCUGUGCCCGCUGGCCCUGGUAUCAACGAUAAUGGCAGCGGGUCUAGCGUCAAUCUGGAACUGGCACUUCAGUUUGCUGAUCUUGACCUGCAGCCUAAGAAUAAGGUGAUGUUUGCCUGGUGGGGAGCAGAGGAAUGGGGCCUGGUCGGUUCUCGUCACUUUGUCAACACCCUGUCUGCUGGAGAGAAGGCCAACAUCUCACUAAACCUUAAUAUGGACAUGCUGGGUUCACCCAACUACUUCCGCGGUGUGUAUAACGGCACGGCUGCUCCAGCAGGUAUUGAGACACAGUCUGAAGCUAUAAUGCGAAUCCUGGAAGAGACAUUCUGCGAGAAAGCCGUACCGUAUGAGAUCCUGCCCUUCACUGGCCGCUCUGACUAUGGUCCGUUCAUUGACGACAUACCCCCUAUCCCAGCUGGAGCAGUUGCCACUGGAGCCGACGGCAGCAAGACGCAGGUGGAGCGCAAGGAGUUUGGCGGCUUUGCCAACGUGCCGUACGACACCUGCUACCACCAGGCGUGCGACACGAUUGACAACGUUGACUUUGACGUGCUGCAGGACAUGGCUGACUCGGUAGCUACUGCUCUCCAGGUGCUACUUGAGGAGGAGAACAUGGCGGAGUUUCUGAUGCAGAGCACGCAGUCGUACGAGAAGGCGACUUCGUGCAUCCGCGAGAAGGGCAGCAAUCCGGUUAUUCGUGAUCAGUCGGCUGGCACAGCUACGGCUUCUGCUACUGCUGCUGCUGAUGAUCCACUUUCUGCUGGUACUUGCUCAUGAUUGCGCAGUGAAAAGUAUUUCUGCGACGGCUGUGGCAGAGGUAAAUAGUAUUGCAAUGACCAAGGAAACUCUGUACCGCUAAAUACCGCCGGUACAUCGUUACUUCAUUGUGCUUUGCCUAAUACCAGCAGCGUUCGUUGGUCGGUGUCCGGUCACCUCCAAAAACCACAUAGAGUGCUUAAUCAGGCAUGAUUGAAAUCAUGCUGGUUUAUUGCGUGUAGUCUGUGGAGGUGAAGUAUAGGUGAAGGCCAGCCACACUGGUCUGAACCGAUCUCCAUUUCUACCUUAUCUUAGUCUGUAGAGGUUCGAGUCCAUUGUUUUUAGGAACACGUUUUGUUUUUGUGUGUGUGUGUUUGUGUGUGUGUGUGUGUGUGUGUGUGUGUGUGUGUGUGUGUGUGUGUGUGUGUGUGUGUGUGUGUGUGUGUGUGUGUGUGUGUGUGUCUAUCCCUGGUUGGAUUUGACAGCUUCCAUUUGAUGAUUCUAUAUUUUAAAUAUGUUUACCUGUAUUGAGGAAUAGGAAAGUCGUCCACAGCGUAAUGACGGCCAGAAAUAUGAUUUAUAUACUGCAUUCUGGGUUUACCGGGUGUUAGCGGCCGUCAUGAGUUAGUUCCCUUUGGGAACGGACACGAUAAUUUACUUUCUCAAAUUUCCUCUCUAUUUUAAUGUCUCAACAAACAAAAUUUCCCAUGUGCAACUUUCCCUCAAACAAAUGAAUAUCCCUCUAUUACCUCUAUAAUUAUAAUGAAUUAUUUUCUUGUCGAAAGAUAUAUCAACAUAUUUUUA
Messenger RNA from Sycon ciliatum, 2719 nucleotides. RefSeq names its product aminopeptidase-like. Bases 224 to 1936 code for a protein of 570 amino acids. The transcript is spliced from 17 exons. Gene Ontology annotation, biological process: proteolysis. The record is from RefSeq and is a predicted model, not a curated record. Gene Ontology annotation, molecular function: metalloexopeptidase activity. NCBI's taxonomy places the organism in Eukaryota, Metazoa, Porifera, Calcarea, Leucosolenida, Sycettidae.